AUGCCUGACAAAUUUAAGAUGCCUCGAGUUGAUAAAUAUGAUGGAAGUGGAGAUCCUUCCGAUCAUAUGGAGAGUUUCCGAGCUCAUAUCAUUCUUCACGAUACUCCAGACGAAAUAGCUUGCCGAGCUUUCCCUUUAACUCUGAAAGGGGUUGCUAAGGAGUGGUUCGGAGGCUUGAGCCCCAAAUCUGUUGAUAAUUUUGAUUCUCUCGGACAACAAUUCCUGGGUCCAUUCCUUGCUGUUUGGAAAAGAAAGAAAAAUCCAGCAUAUUUAUUGUCUCUCGUGCAAGGAAAAACCGAAUCUUUAAAAGAUUUUAUGUUAUGGUUUAAUCGGGAGAAGUUGACGGUGGAAAGUCUGAAUGAACAGACUGUUCUUUUAGCUUUAAUGCAUGGCAUAAAGGCUGAUGGGCCAUUGAUGGCCGAAUUAGCUCGGAAACCGACUUUGGGAACUCUUCGGCAAUUCACCCACAAAGCUGAAGAAUUCAUUAAUCAAGAAGAAACCGUGUCAGCUCUGAUAAAGUCCAAAGCUGAAGGGAGUAAGCCUGUUCCUGAUUCAAUUAGAGCAACACCAAGGGCCUUUGUCGAACAGAAGAAAAAAGAUCAUCGAAAUUUAAGAACUCCAUAA
Corylus avellana is the source of this 624-nucleotide messenger RNA. The record is from RefSeq and is a predicted model, not a curated record. NCBI's taxonomy places the organism in Eukaryota, Viridiplantae, Streptophyta, Magnoliopsida, Fagales, Betulaceae.